ACUCUUCUCCCCAAUCCAUUAAAAUUCUCUCUCUCUCUCUUUCUCUCUCUCUCUCAAAGAGUGAAAAUGAAGAUGAUGAAGGUUGAAGGAGAGCAGAAGAGAUAUGCAUUGUUGCUAGCCGCAAGGGACUCAGAUUAUGUGAAGAAAGUAUACGGAGGAUACUUAAACGUGUUCAUAGAAACUCUGGGAGAAGAAGGAGAAAUAUGGGAUUUAUUCCGGGUGGUCGACGGCGACUUUCCGGCGAUGGAUGACCUCCAUAGCUAUGAAGGUUUUGUGAUCAGUGGAAGCCCUUAUGAUGCCUAUGGCAAUGAGCCAUGGAUUCUCCAGCUCUGCCUUCUUCUCCAAGCUUUGUUCUCCAUGCAAAAGAAAGUCCUCGGCAUUUGCUUUGGCCACCAAGUUUUGUGUAGAGCUUUGGGAGGAAAAGUUGGGAAGGCUUAUAGUGGAUGGGAUAUUGGAGUUAGAAAAGUGGAGAUUGUGAAGGAUUUAUGCUUCCAAUUCCUUGGUGAUGAUGAUGAUAAUUUGGAAGAAACAUCACCAUCUCUUUCCAUCAUUGAGGUUCAUCAAGAUGAGGUAUGGGAAGUGCCAAUAGGAGCAGAGGUGUUGGCAUUCUCGGACAAGACAUGCGUGGAAAUGUUUAGGAUUGGAGAACAUAUUCUUGGAAUUCAAGGACAUCCUGAGUACACUUAAGACAUCCUCAAUAACCUCAUUGACCGUUUGCUCUCCAAUGGCUCCAUAGAGAUAGGGUUUGCUGAAGAUGUAAGGGCCAAGAUUUUGGCAGCGGAGCCAGAUAGAAAGUGCUGGGAGAAGAUCUGCAAAACGUUCCUUAAAGGAAAAGUUGAAAUAUGAAUUUU
This is a messenger RNA of Ipomoea triloba (trilobed morning glory), 851 nucleotides long. RefSeq names its product gamma-glutamyl peptidase 3-like. The coding region runs from base 67 to 687 and encodes 206 amino acids. Gene Ontology annotation, cellular component: cytosol. The record is from RefSeq and is a predicted model, not a curated record. The transcript is spliced from 4 exons. NCBI's taxonomy places the organism in Eukaryota, Viridiplantae, Streptophyta, Magnoliopsida, Solanales, Convolvulaceae.